Molecule: messenger RNA, 3999 nt
Organism: Peronospora matthiolae
Lineage: Eukaryota; Oomycota; Peronosporomycetes; Peronosporales; Peronosporaceae
Source: the annotation of a GenBank genome assembly
AUGGCCAUUAUCACGCAGACACAAGUAGAUCAGAUCGAACGGACGCUCCCAUCUUCCCCACUGUCUUUACGGGCCACGCCAUCAGCUCUACAAACAACGACGCGCACGACGCGCCGCACAGAUACAACGACCAAGACGACGGCAACGAUCAAGACGACGUCAACGUCAACGACCCAUACGACGGCAACUUCAACGGAAACUUCAACGUCAACGAUGCAAGCGACGGCAACUUCAACGUUAACGUCAACAAUCACGUCACUGCCCAAGAAAAAGAAGAAGAAAAACGAUGCGGCCACGAGCGCGCUCGUACUCGUGGCCAUGAUCUUUCUCGGCGUCCUCGUCGCUCUUGCUGUCAUGGCGUUCUUUGCCUACGCGCCUCUACUCUGCGCGUCGUGGCUCGGCAUCAUGUACGUGAUCGUCCUGUACCUCUCCACCGAGUCUAAAUGGCGCUGGCACGACGCACAGGAGUUUGAAAACCGCUUUUGGACCGGCACGGCCUUUCUUUUCAGUGCGGCAGUGCUGUACAUACGCGACUCGCCGCUCGCUGUCGGCCAGUGGAGCUCGACGCUCGGCCUCGUGCUGGUCUUCGGCUUCACCAUGAGUGUGCACUAUUUUGACCGCUUUUUGCACCGCCAGGAGAUCAGUCGUCGGCCUCGUCUGAAAAAAGCCACGCGCCAUUUGUCCCAUAACUUGUUCAAGUACAAGGCCACGGCCAAAGAGAAGACGAACCUCCUGGUCGAGUGCGUCAGUCGCAUUGACCGCCAGUAUCUGCCCAGCACGAUCAACAAUAUGCUGAACCUCGCAGAGGUCAAGCGGCGCGAGCACAAGAUCUUUCGCAUCCUCGCCGGUGCGGGGAAAGACGAGCUGAACUACGUGGUCAACCACAUUCCACUCGCGCUGCUUUUUUACAAAGUCAAGGACCACUCGAGAGUGCGCGAAGACCAGAAUCGGACGCUCAUGCUUGACUUGCUGUGCACCACGCGCCUCGGCGAUCUCUCGGUCAUGUCGCGAGCGCUGCUGCUCGACGCUCUGAUGGUCAUGAAGAUCAGUGCCCACCCCAUGGCGGAGAAGUGGGUGCGCAAUAUCAUUUUAAAAACACAGGGCGACGAUCUCAGCAACUUGAAGACGUACACGGACGCCAAGGGCGACUUUCACAGUAUGCACAAACUCGUGUUUAACGAUAUCCGCGACCCGACGAUCCGGACCGAUAUCAUCAGUCACAUCCAGCGCGAAGCGAGUGUGCAGAUUGCACACACGCGUCUUGGCACGAAGCGCGGGCGUAGUCGGAAGCUGCAGGCGUGGCGCAAGGUGCUCAGUGAUGUGGACGACACGCUCUAUUCGUCUGGUGGACGGUACCCGGCAGGGCUGGACACGCGCUUUCCUCGACAUACUCUGUAUCCUGGAGUCCUGGCCUUCUAUCGGGAGCUGGACAUGGGUACAGUUGGACCCGAUGACUGGACUGACGAUCGUGUUGGCAACCUCGUGUUCAUCUCGGCGCGACCUCACGUGUACAAGGAUGUAUCGGAAAAGAAAUCGUACGCGAAGUUUGCGGCGCUCCACGAGAAGAUGGGUAUGCACACGCUGCCUACGCUGCUCGCAGGAAACCUCAAGUCGGGUCGUGCUUUUAUGUGGCAAGGGGACUUGGAGCCAAUGGCGCAAAAGAAGUUUGAGAACUUCAGUGAAUUCUACCAGCUCUAUCCAGAGUUUAAACACGUGUUUGUCGGGGACAAUGGUCAAGGCGACGUGCGUGCUGCCGAGCUUAUUGUGGAGAAAUUCGGCUCGGACGCUUUAGAAGCUGCAUUUUUUCAACGUGUGCAGCCUAUGGAGAAGAUGUACAAUUACCACUCGAAGGAGGACUUGGAGCGCUGGCGCACGAUGAACAUAUUUUUCUUCGACACGUACGUGGGUGCUGCCGUUGAGGCUUUUCGUACGAAAAAGAUUCGACUCAGUGGACUGCAGAAAAUUUGUGAUGAUGCUGGGCGGUCGUUUGAGGGCAUCCGUACGUGGAUCACUCCCCAGAGUCGCGAACGUGCUCGAUGGAUGCUGAAUCGUGACCUUGAAGUAGCAAAUGCGCUGCUAUGUAACAAGUAUGAGCCGUCACGUCUGGUGAUGAAGCCACAGGUUUUCGCCUUGAACUCGCUUGUUCGCACGCCAAUCGGGCGUGGAAUUGUUCGCAAGUUUCGUGGGAUCGAUGGCAUCUAUCAAGUACAUUUGACGGAAUGGUCGUUGUCGCCAACGCGUCAUGAACGCAUACAAGCUUAUUUUACUGAAGAGAGCCUCACUGCUGCUGUAAGUACGUACACAUCGCCUCCAGCGUCGAGCUCUUUACGCUACGUCAAGUUUUACCCAGCACCACCUGCCCGCAUAUAUGCAUCACACACGCUUGUAAAAACCUUGUUUGGAAUCGGGCGUGUGAUGAGUUAUCGUGCCGAAGACAAAAUUUACACGGUAUCUAUCCCUGGUGACCAGAAUAUGCUGCAUUUAACGGCUUUUCUGAAUGGGGAUUCGCUGCAAGCUGUUGAUGAUGCGUUCUUGAAGAGUUAUGCAACAAGCGAUUUAGCGUCACCGCGAAUGUUUGCAGGAGUUCGCUUUGGCAUCGGGUUCAUCACGAAGAAAUUGAUCACAUUCGUACCUGGUAGUUCCGGCGUAAAACCAUUGUUCUCCGUUGCGGUUGUAGUGGAUUCGCCAUUCGGGCGCGGAGCGGUCGUGAACUGUCGCGGAGAGGAUCGUAUCUACGAAAUACGGCUGUUUCGCGACGAGAAGAAAACUCGAAGCGGCGAUGUGGCUUCGCGCACAAGUGUGUUUGUACAGGAGCGGUGUUUGCAAUUAUCUCCUGUGUCUCCAACUCGAGGCUUUUUCUCUAUGCUUGGGUUGGGCUCGGGUAAAAAUACUGUUGCGCCAGUAAGCGAACCUACUCCGAUUGGCUCUCUUGUGACCACAAUAUAUGGCAAGGGGGUAAUUUGCAGCUAUCGUGCUGCUGAUGGAGUUUACGCAGUUGCAUUGACUGAUCCGACGCUUGCCGACGGCCAUGAUGUGGUGGCAUACCUUAGACGUGACUUUUUCAAUCCUGCAGCUGUGCCCUUGGAAGUUUCUCCAGACACAAGUAAGGAGGCUUCGACAGAGAGAAAAGUCGGCUCUCCUCCAGGAAGUAGUGGCAUCUUCCAGUUGUUUCGGUAUGGGUUCACGGCUUCUAGCACAGAACCAGCGGGCGUUUCCGUUCCAUAUGCCGAUGAGGCUGGCGUCGAGCGCCAGAUCGAUACCAUCUUCGGUCUGGCCACUACCGCAAUGAGUCGGCCGCACAACGGGUUUUACAAAGCGUUUCUUAUGAACCCGGAUUACAAUGGGGCGGUUGCUUACGUGCAGGCAAACCAUGCAAAGGAAGUAGCCGUCACCCCGAAACGGGCGAGGCGUAACACACUCGAGCUAUUGGCUAGCCCGUUUAGCUAUUUGCUUUCGAGCAACACAUACGACCGGAGAGACACGACUGACACGAAGACAUUAUUUCCGAAGGGAACCAUGGUAGUUACGUCGUUCGGUGAGGGCGUUGUACGCUUACACCGACGUUCGGAUGACAUUUACGUGGUGGACCUGCCGUCAAUGUAUGGUUUCUUCCGCGCGAGCAGCCUCAGACGUCUAGUCCGUGGCGUAGUCGGGCAGCCAGUCGAUACAAUCUACGGAUCGGGAAUGCUGGAACAAGUCCGCGAAGAGGACGGAGUUCACGUUGUCGCUCUACGACUUGGUCUGACUACUUCAGAAACCCGUGCAUACCUGCACCCGUCCAGCGUAAUCCGAGCCAUUAAGGCAUCUCGUGGUGAUAUGGUGAUGACACCUUUCGGUUCGGGUGUUGUGAUGCAGUAUCGCUCACACGAUCGCUUUUACUGCGUGGCAUUAGACUGGAAUUCGAAUGGUCAGAGCCACGUAUCGGCCUACAUUGGCGAGGACAGUCUCUUGCGAACGGGUUUAGUGGAGAAACCUCCAUCAGGAUGCGUUGUUAUGUAA